Molecule: messenger RNA, 642 nt
Organism: Salvia miltiorrhiza (redroot sage)
Lineage: Eukaryota; Viridiplantae; Streptophyta; Magnoliopsida; Lamiales; Lamiaceae
Exons: 1
Coding region: 1-642 (213 amino acids)
Source: RefSeq, a predicted model, not a curated record
AUGCGCUGGGUGUUUUAUUCAGAUGCGGAGUGUGAAGUUCUUGUGCAAUGUUACAUCGAUAUUAGCAUCGAUUCAGUUGUUGGAAACGAGCAAAAGAUGGACAAAAUGUGGAAACGCAUUGCGAAAGCCUACAAUGAAAAUCGUCCUGCCAACACUCCAAGCAGAAAGUUUAAACAGUUGAAGGCUCAUUUCUACAAGAUGCACAAACAGGUGAAAUGGUUUUCUGAAUGUUACAAUAGGAUUGCAAGCAUCUGGAAGAGCAGUGCAAAUGAUGCUGAUAUUAUGGAGAUGGCACAAACAGAAUACAAGCAUCAUCACGGUACAAAAGGUUUUAAAUAUGUUGGAGUUUGGAGACUUUUGAAAGAAGUUCCCAAGUUUGCCGAGGUGCAAGGAAAUGUUCAAGCAUCCAAGAGAACCAAAAAUACAGAAGGAGGAGCCUACACAUCAUCUUCUACAGCUGAAGAAACUCUCACGAGUCGCCCAAUGGGGCAUAAAGCGGCAAAGAGAAAGGUGAAGGGGAAGGGGAAAAAAGAUUACAUCGAUGCACUGCAUGAAGUUGCAAAAGAGCAUGAAACUAAUGCAGCAAAAUACCUACGUAUAAUGGAAGAAAAUACGCUUAUAAAAAACAUGAACAACUUCUAA